Molecule: messenger RNA, 831 nt
Organism: Cinara cedri
Lineage: Eukaryota; Metazoa; Arthropoda; Insecta; Hemiptera; Aphididae
Source: the annotation of a GenBank genome assembly
AUGUUUCGUGUACGUAAAGAUUUAUCGCUCGCGCAAAAAUUAGAAAUUAUCGACAAUAUUAAAUUACAGCCACUAGGCUGUAGUACUCGUUGUCUUUCGGAAAUUUUAGGAAUACCGAAAUCAACAAUCGCACGAAUUCAACUUCAAGAACAGGUUUCGCGAGAACAAGCUCAUAGCCAAGUGACAACACGGAAAAGGAAACGAGAGGGUAAAGAUUCAGAUGUAGAUGAGGCACUGACUCAGUGGUUUACACUGGCUACUAGCCGGGGCGUUCAAGUGUCAGGUCCAAUAUUAAAAGCUAAAUCCGAAGACCUUGCUAGAAAAGUUGGUAACGACGAAUUCAAAGCCACCGAAGGUUGGUUAUCUAGGUGGAAAGUAAAGCACGACAUAAAAUUUAAAAGAGCACAUGGCGAAAAAGCUAGUGCAAAUUCUGAUGGGGCCGAUGAAUGGAAACUUACAAAACUUCCACAGAUUCUUGCAAAAAUUUCUCUCGAAGAUAUUUAUAAUGCAGAUGAAACCGGAUUAUACUAUCGUGCAACACCAGAUGGUUCUCUAUGUUUUAAACACGAAUUGAUAGCUGGAUCAAAAAAAGCUAUGGAGAGAAUAACUGUACUGUGUUGUGUGAACGUAAGUGGGACUGACAAAAAAAAGCUCUUAGUGAUCGGAAAAAGUAAAAAACCACGUUGUUUUCAACAAAUUUCUUUACAAAAAUUACCAGUUGAGUAUCACUCAAAUAAAAAUGCAUGGAUGACUUCGGCCAUUUUUAUCGAAUUGGGACAAAAUAAAAUGCAACCGAUGUGUCCCAAUAAAGCGGAUUCGACUGUACUUUAA